Molecule: messenger RNA, 4504 nt
Organism: Xiphophorus maculatus (southern platyfish)
Lineage: Eukaryota; Metazoa; Chordata; Actinopteri; Cyprinodontiformes; Poeciliidae
Gene: mgat4c
Product: MGAT4 family member C
Exons: 6
Coding region: 585-1937 (450 amino acids)
Biological process (GO): protein N-linked glycosylation
Molecular function (GO): acetylglucosaminyltransferase activity
Source: RefSeq, a predicted model, not a curated record
AGGAGAGGAGAGGAGCAGACCGGGAGCGCAGCGGCAGGAGUCUCAACACACAACGGGAUGCGGUUCGCGAUCUCUGCUGCUUGAAUUCUAAUUUCGUGUAACCUAAAUCCGCAAAGUUUCCCUUCCGCGAGAGAGCGAGAAACCCCCGGCAGAGGACCGCUUCGGAAAAUUUCGUGGCGGCGUCCCUCGGUUUCGUUCCUCCCGACUGAACCGAACCGCUCCGCAGCCGAGGUUGAUGACAGUCUAACCGGGAGACGGGAGGACGAACAAGACAUCUGCAGAUGUGUGUGUGCAGCCGAUGCGCAGCGCAGCGCAGACGGUGAAGUUGUUUUCCUGGAAAGGUACUGGCGCCCUUGCUGUUGCUUAGCAACAAAGUGAGCCCAUGAGAGUUGACGUCUUGGAAGAUUCUGACCGCCUGUCCGGAAACGGCGCUCUUCGGAUGUUCUGGGGAAGUUUGAGCGUCCGUCAGAACCUGGAAGACCCCUGCCAAUUUGAUGUGUGAACGCACCCAGCGAUAAUGGCCCAGAGGACACACAGUGGACGUAAGUGUACAGCAGAAGCAGACGUGUUCAUGUGUCCCGUCCAUGCCACCCGACGCAGUCUCUCGUACAAACGCAUCUGAACUUCUCAAGGAAGGAGAUAAGAGGCAGCUCAGGGAAGCGUCGGUCCAUCCUCCCAGCUCGGAGCGAUACGCUCACACCUUCAGAGACCUCAGUAACUUCUCUGGAACCAUUAAUGUCACAUACCGCUAUCUCGCCGGAACGCCUCUGAACCGCAAGAAGUUCCUGACCAUUGGAUUGUCAUCGGUCAAGAGGAAAAGGGGAAACUACCUUCUGGAGACGAUCAAAUCCAUCUUUGACCAGUCCAGCUAUGAGGAGCUGAAAGAGAUUGUGGUUGUGGUCCAUCUGGCGGAUUUUGACCUGGUCUGGUGUGAGAACGUGGUGCAGGAAAUCACCAGGAAGUUCGCUCACCACAUCAUAGCCGGCCGCCUCCUGGUCAUCCAGGCCCCGGAGGAGUUCUACCCUUCUCUGGAUGGCUUGAAGAGGAACUACAACGACCCGGAGGACAGAGUCCGUUUCCGCUCCAAGCAGAACGUCGACUACGCUUUCCUCCUGAACUUCUGCACGAACCUGUCGCACUUCUACAUGAUGCUGGAGGACGAUGUGCGCUGCUCCCGGAACUUCCUGACGGCGCUGAAGAAGGUGAUAACCUCCAGAGAAGGCUCCUACUGGGUGAUGAUGGAGUUCUCCAAGCUGGGCUACAUCGGGAAGCUGUACCACUCCAGAGACCUGCCCCGCCUGGCUCACUUCCUCCUCAUGUUCUACCAGGAAAUGCCUUGCGACUGGCUGCUUAUCCACUUCCGGGGCCUGCUGGCUCAAAAGGACGUGAUCCGCUUCAAGCCCUCGCUGUUCCAGCACAUGGGCUACUACUCGUCCUACAAAGGCGUGGAGAACAAACUGAAGGACGACGACUUUGAGGAGGACUCCAUAGACAUCCCAGACAACCCCCCGGCCGGCAUUUACACCAACAUCAACGUCUUUGAGAACUACGACGCUACCAAGGCGUACAGCACGGUGGACGAGUACUUUUGGGGGAAACCUCCCUCCACCGGAGAUUUCUUCGUCAUAGUCUUUAACAAAUCAACCAAAAUUAGCAAAAUUAGGAUUGCUACCGGGUCUGACGAACGACAAAGCGACUUCCUUCACCACGGAGCGCUGGAAGUAGGAGAGAAGUUGGUCGGGACUAAAAAAGGAAAGCAGUGCUCCUCUUACAUCACAUUAGGAGAGUUCAAAAAUGGAAACAUCGAGGUUCAAGACGUGGACCACAAGAUUUCGUUUGACGUUGAGUGCGUUCGCAUUGUGGUGACAGCCAGCCAAAAAGAAUGGCUCAUUAUCAGAAGUAUCAGUUUAUGGACUACACAACCACCCAGCCAAUGAGAACUACACACAACCUCUCUUAGUAACCCAUACAGGCUGUUUUUAUUAUUAUUAUGUUUUCUAGGUUUAAUUUAUUCAUUUUGUAUGUAUUUAUUGAUUCUUCCUGCCAAAUGAGUCUGUGUUUUUAUACUUAAACGUUGUAACCUUAGUGGACCAUUUUCAGUCAUCCUCAAGGAUUUCUGAUCUAACCUCAAUGUAUUGAAUAAUCAUAGCUUAUUCUUCAUAUGGUAGUAUUUGUAUAACAACCAUACUUUACCAAAACCUGAUUACAGGAAAGAGACGUAGCGUAAAAGUGAGUAAUUUGGGCUUUUGUUGAGUCUUUUCUUUGUUGUACCAACGUUUCUUGACAAUAACUUUUAUUGUCAAGCCAGACUUUGGAAAGUCUGACUAUUUCCUCUUUAAUGGAAAGAUUGAGGAUGAGCACAGAAAACAUUUGUGAGACGCUCCGAGGUGGUGUGGCAGUAUCUCCGUCAUAGGAAAUACAGAGCCUGGCCAUCAUUUGAGCCGGACGACGAUCAAAAUGAGGUUCUGACACAAAUUGGCUAUUUCGUAUCUGAACAGUUUGAGAUCAAAGUCUUUCCUCCAACAUGGCCGUGUUCGCCCUUACACAGCGGGGCUCGACCCAACUCCAUUGAGCUCUAGUGGGAAUCAGAUUUUGGUAUGCUGUUUGUGGGACCAUCACAAGCUGGUUGACUGACUUAUGACAAAUACUGGUGUGUAAAUGGGAUGGGAUGGCACAACACAGUGUGAUAAGGCUGGUGAGGAUCAUGAAGAGAAGGUGUGGUGGUGUACAGUUCACCCAUCCACUGCAGAGGCACCUGAUGGUUAAAUGAAUACACUCUUAUUUAAUUAACAGUAUGUCUUGUUUUUUAAACUUCAAUCAUCCGUCUCAAUAAAUGUCACCAAAAUAAAUCUCAAUACCAGAACCGGUUGUUUAUGACAAGUAUUAGGGCCAUACAAAGAAAACAUUUUUAAAAAUUUAAUUACGACAAUAGUCUUAUUACGAGAAUAAACUCAUACGAGAAUAAAAUCAUACUGCAGGAAUAAAGUCUACAUAAUAUAAUAAUGUCAAUAUGAGAAUAAAAUCAUAUAUUUUGACAAGUCAGAACAUUAUGAGAUUAGAGUUGUAAUAUUAUGAUUUUUUUCUUGUAAUACUAUAACUAUAUUUUCAGAAUUUUAUAACUUCAUGCUUGUGAGUUUAUUCUUGUAAUGUUAUGACUUUAUUGAAUAUUAUCAUCCUAAUCUCACAAUGUUAUGACUUUAUUCUUGUGAUUUAAUUUUUUCUUAUUUUCUUAGCGUGACCCUCCGUCGUCGUUGUCUGGCAUUGAUAGAAAUGAUUUUCUCUGAUGCAACCCACACACUCCUCCCUGCUGCUUAACACACAAAUGUACUUUCCUUACAUUUAAAGAGACUUUUUAAACGAUUUAUUACCAAGAUACAUUGUUACAACAAAGAAAUGAUCAUCUAAACACAAUUUUUAUUACUUUUUGAAUUUAUUUUCCAAUACUCUGGCUACAAUUAUAACCCACUACCAGUGAAGAUCCAAUGGAAAUAAAAACCAGUAAUAACCACAGAGGAAUGGGGCAAGUGGCAAAAGGAACAACCUUUUAUUAUGGCACGUGAAUGCAUCAAUGUUAGAAAAAUUGUGGAUUUUAUUCUUAAAUUUAAAAAAAGUCCUGCACAACAUCUCAAGCUAAUGUUGGUAAGAAAUCCAUAAACAUAACAUGCGUCUAGACUACAGAACGAGGUACAGCAAAGUUGUCUUUGGUCUCAUUGUUCUUUCUUCAGAUUGGGUCAAAAUAUUGAGAAAGUAAAACUAAUCUGAUAAUCUGAGUGAACCAACAAGAGUAGAGUCAGAUGGAAGUUUUCUUUUGCUUUGUGGCUGAAGAACAAUAUCUGGUCGAAAAUGGAAGCGGAGAUGGUCAAGAGGUUGGCAAGAAAAAAAAACAUGAACAAGUUCAUUUGAACCACUGGUGCAACUGAUUUGAAAUAUUUCAAUCUGACACAACUUGCUGACUGCAGUCGAGUCCAGUCUGUGGGAGAGGCUGCCAUGGUAAGAAUGUGGCUUGUGCGUUAACGUAAGGCGCCUAAACUUUCUAAUACGCAACAUUAGAAAGUUGCAGCAAUUGUUCUGUGUUGGUGUUGGUAAUGAAGGUAUGUGUCGUGUGUGUUGGGUGGAGGGAGUUUGUUUUUUUUUCUGUGAAUUUGAACUAAGGAAUUCUGACUUCUCGGUUUAAAUGCUAAGCUAGCUGCCGCUAGCAAGUCAUUAGCAGCGUUUCCAUUACAAAUGUGCACAAAACUUUGUCUAUAUUCCGCUCAUGUGGAAAAAACAAAAUUUUGCAAUUGCUCCAUUUCUAUUAAACAGGAAACACAAAAUCACUCAUGAAUAAGUUUGUUUACUCAGUAAGUCAUUACAAAACGCACCACACCUUCAUCCUCGACUACUUCUUGUCGUCUUCUUCUUUGUGGUUUACGCCAACAUCUAAUUGCUGAUUUAUGUGAAUUGUCUGAAGCAAAAAGUGCUUCUAUUGCAGUUUUGCCAAAUAAACCAAUUUGGAUACGGCUGA